UCGAGCUAGUAAGGAUGAAUCGGAAAAAUGGUUCCCGUUUGAGUUGUGCGGGUGUGGGUGGUAGCAAUAAAAAAGUGAAAGUGACCUGCUUUCGUCAUGAUAUUACUAUCUCCUGGAUGGUAGUGCUCGAUAAUCGAUCCUGAACGGGGGUUCCGAAGGAACGAACUGGUUUAAUCAUUCGGUAUCUGAAAUUGGACACUACCAGUAUAUAAAAUAACCGUAUAAAAUGAACACAUCAAAAUGGCUACCGAAACAGCACCUUGAGGUGGUCAAACUAUUCGAUCAAACUCGAAUCGUGGAGCGUGAAUUUCGCGUGCUGGGGAAAAAAUUUGCUACGGAUAUCAACCUGGAUCUGCCGGAUUACUAUGAAUUCGAACGGUUGCUACAACAAAGCCGCCAGGGGUUCGAACUGUCGGCUCACAUUCAGUUUCGGUUGAUUCGGAUGACCGCUUCGUCGGCGGAUAAAAACGUCGAACGGAGUUUCUUCAAAAUUCUGCUCGAUCGAAAAGCGCACCUGAUUCGGCAGAAUCUUCGGAAGCGCCACUUUCAGUUAACCUUCAUCGUCAACAAGAUGGUGAAGCUGAUGCUUGGGCUGACGUACAGUUCGGAGGCGGUGAUCGACGGUGCGAUGCUCCUGUCGACGCUGCACAACGAAAGUGUUGCACUGGCCCUCAAAACGACCAAAGCCCGAACCCAAGCCGGAGCGCAGAUUUGUAGCAACUCGUUUCCGGCUGUGAUGAUCGCACCGAAAAAGAUUGACAUUGGCACGAUUCUGCAGAUUGUUACCAAACAACGUUCGGAACAGUGUUGUGCUACGCUAAUUAACUGCCUGCUUGUGUCCUGUAAGGGAGCAACAACAACCACUCUCGAGGAUGAGGAAUCUGAUACGUCGAGUGUGGAGAUUCUACGAACCCUAACGGCGAACUUCAACGAGGGCAUUGCAAAAACCCACGAUCUUUUCCAGGAAGAUUUGAAUACCCGGCGGAAAAACAGCGUUAAUCUUAUCGCCAGUGGAGAAAUGCACGUUUCGGGGCCUACCAAGCCGGUUAAGAUAACUCCGAUUACUAAACCGGAGUCUAGAGCACUGGAUGAAUCUGAACAUAACGAUCCUGCCAUUAACUUUUUCGACGAAAUGGCUGCCGAAGCCGUUGCGUACAAUACGAUCAACUAUCUGGUGAAUGAACCAGAAGGAAUCGACUUACUGGAGAAUUUGAUAACCGACGAGGAGAUCUUCAUUGCGAACAUGUUGAUGAAGGUGAUCAAACUUUGUCCUUCCGCUUUCGACAAGGAAUUGAACAAAUCAGAGCUGAUCAAGUGGGUAAAUCGAGGUACGCGCGGUCUAUGGACGCAGGUUGGUGGAGCCCUCGAGCACGUAGUGCUCUGGUGGAGCAAUUCGCCACUCGCCUGUAGGCCAGCUACCUGUGCCAAAUACCUACGUGAUUGGCUACUUUUGGUAACACCGGACGAAGCUCCCGAGCCGAUACUUUCCAUGCUCAAGGGUUUGGGAGAAACAUUGACGGUACAUGUGACCAGUACGAUCUGGGAUCGGCAGUUUCGUCUUUCGGUCGUUUCUUCUAGCUUACCGGUGGACUAUCCCUUCGAAGAAUCGGAGUUUUACAACUCCAAUAUGCUUGUUGAAGGCACAAUCUGCGGAAAAGUUUGGAGUGAACUGCUGUAUCAACUGGUUCUACUGUCCAAUACAUGUGACAUUGGUACUAUUCCUAACGAACUACCCUUGGUGGAACAGAUUCCAGUUCUACAUCGACUGGAUCACUCGAUCCACUCGAUGCGUAUAUGGGCUUCGAACAAAGCGCGGUCACUUUGUACCGAUUGGAACAUGAUGAUGUUCUUCAAGGUAGUUCACAGUGACAUUGGAAUAUGCUUGGAGCAGCUGCAGUACCUUCGUGUUCCGGAGUUGGUUUCACCAGAUGCCCUGGAAGUGCAGGUUCAAGUUUGCGUCGCACUGCGAGCUAAGUUGGUAUCCGAAAUCAAAGAAAACAUUAGAAAACUGAAGCUAGCCUGCGCCGAAUGUAUCGAUGUGCUAGCGGCCGUUUGUAGAACCACCAGUUUGGCCUCGCUAACCCUCUGCUUUCCACAUUUUCGUCACUGGCAAACCGAAACAGUGCAAACUACUGCCAAUGAAUAUGUAGCAUAUUUCUUUAGUCAGGUGUAUUUACCGGUGAUUGAGGCUACCAAGGAUCUUGAAAUUCUCAAACUUACUCUGAAGAUUAUCUGUGAAGCCUGGUUGGAUCAUAUCUACAUGAAGAAAACCAAGUUCAGCACUAGUGGGGCGUUGAAUCUGCUGAAGGACUUCGAUGGUGUGGCCGACUGGAUUUGGGACUGUAAGGCAUUGGGUGACGAUUUGCGACCAGUGCUUUCGAAGCACGAAGUAUUGCGAAUGUGCGAAGGUGUCGGAAAAUUACUACUACGCAAACCAGACGAGACGAUCUCCAUUCUACCAAGCGGAUCGGAAGUGCGCAGGGGCGAAGAAACCACAGGAGACGAAAAAGCUCCCUUGCCACCGGAAAUGUUUGUACCGAAUCAGAAGCGCUGGUUGGAACUACGAGCACGCGAUAGAAAAACAUUGGCAUACAAUUGCGCCUGCCUUUGUGCCGGAAUGGACGUUUACUAGAUCAUCUGGCAAGAAGAAAUUCCCUACUUUUGUUGUAGUUACAUGUUCAACCUAUAUUCAAUAUCUAUAGCUACCAGUAUAAGAUUGUUGAUAAUUAAGAAAAUGUAUUGAUUGUUCUAUUAGGAGUACAUAUAUGCUUCGGUCGUUUUCCAAAAGAAAUUAAGAACUUAUCGUUAAUAAAACUUCAACUACUUUUUACGAUUAA
Molecule: messenger RNA, 2837 nt
Organism: Malaya genurostris
Lineage: Eukaryota; Metazoa; Arthropoda; Insecta; Diptera; Culicidae
Exons: 6
Coding region: 227-2632 (801 amino acids)
Source: RefSeq, a predicted model, not a curated record